Molecule: messenger RNA, 1533 nt
Organism: Mesorhabditis belari
Lineage: Eukaryota; Metazoa; Nematoda; Chromadorea; Rhabditida; Rhabditidae
Source: the annotation of a GenBank genome assembly
AUGGCGAUGAAAAUUCUAACGCCGUUGGCUGUAUUUGUGACAGCUGUCUCAGCCCAAUUCGAGGUUCCAAUGGUUCGCAGUGUUGACAACUCAACAAUUUUCCCAGUCGCUGUUCAAAAUCACAUUUUGGCUACACUCAAUGGGCUUCGAGCGCGAGUGGCAAGAGGAGUGGAACCGUGGGCAAGAAAACCGAAAGGCACCUUUUAUCCAAAAGCGGCCAGAAUGUACAAGCUGCUCUGGGAUCCAGUGUUGGCUAGAGAUGCUCGCACACGACUAGACACACUCGAGUUUUUGAGGGAUCCAAACCCAGAGGGGAUUAGAGUCGGCACGUUGGAUGGAUUGGUACCAACCAAUAACGACUGCUGCACUGGCGAGCUUUUCAUCGGCACCAUUCGUGGGACUACUCAGAACCAUAAAAAAAGUGCUCAACAAUAUUUUGACGAUACGUGGACGAAAAACUGGUAUGGAAGGAUGAAACUAGAAGGUGUUAUUGGUGGUUUGAUCUAUCAACGUUAUCCGCACGUCAUUCACGGAUAUUUCUCUGAAUGGACCAGCGCCGACGCGAGGAAUCACAUUCAACAGAUCAUUUCGGGCGACACACAGAAAAUCGGCUGCGCCUACAGAAAUAUGACCGACUUGCAAACCUAUGCGAUCCUUUGCCGGCUCAUGCAAAAGGGAGUAUCUGCGGAGAUUCCAAUUUACGCAACUGGUGGUGCCAUUGGCACGCACGCUACCAAUAUCAACAAGAAGGCCCCAGUCGAAAGCAAUACCGCAUUUUGCCUAUCAUCUGCCCAUGGAGCUCAGCCGAAUAUCGGUCCAGCAGCUAUUCAAGCACUCUUCGUGAAUACAACUGAGCUGCUGAAUUCAGCUAAAGAUGCCUUUCUCGCGAUCAACAAUCUCAAACUCUGCUCCAAGAAAAUCGCGUAUGCUAAGAAUUGGACAAAACACGAGAUUACGGAUCCCGAUCUUCGAGCUGCUGUCAACAAAUUCGUCAAUCUGACUUGUGUCUUAGAUGGCUUCUAUCAGAGACGCUUUCUUCCACAAGUCCGCAAACUGAACAUCACUGCGGCUCAAGUGCAAAAGAUGAGAACUGAAUACUACAAUUUACUCAUUGAGGGAGCUAAUGAUCCAAAUCAAGCGAUCUUUGAUUUUUUCAAGACCCUUAAUGCGACGUUGGUUGAAAUGGGAGUCGCCAAACCGGGAACCGCCAUCGCUAAUGCGAUUUUGGCAACUACUCAAGGCAUGUCUCAAAAGCUUGAUGAAGUUUCAUUUGCUGCUGGCUCGGGAUUCCUUUUUAUCCCAAUGUACUUUGUCACUUUUUCCCCGUUGGUGCUCUUCUGGAUCGUGUACAGAAGAGAGAAAAGUCGAAUCAAGACAACAAAUGCUUUAAUCGAUUUGGAAGGGAAAGCGAAAAAUCUCUAUUUCGAGACAUAUCGAAAUCAAUGGGAAGUUGACGAAGUGAAACGGACUCCCAGUGCCAACAGUCUCAUCAACUAUCUCCACAAAUUUUGUCGAAAAAUAUCAUCGAGUUCA